Oncorhynchus gorbuscha (pink salmon) is the source of this 276-nucleotide messenger RNA. Its product is annotated as voltage-dependent T-type calcium channel subunit alpha-1I-like. The annotation marks the transcript as partial. The transcript has 3 exons. The record is from RefSeq and is a predicted model, not a curated record. Lineage: Eukaryota; Metazoa; Chordata; Actinopteri; Salmoniformes; Salmonidae.
AUGAGGCCAGGGGAUGCCAACCGGUCGAACUCCGAAGACGACAGGUCCUCAUGUAACUUUGACGAGAACUCUGACAAGCUGAAGGACUCUCUUCAUCUCUCUGACCCUAAGAUCUGCACCCUAACUCCCAACGGUCACCUGGACCUGUCCCCAACGCCCACGGGUCUGUACACGGCCGACAGGCUCACUUUCGCUCUGGGCUCACGCAAAAACAGUGUCAUCUCUCUGGGCAGGGCUAACCUGGAGGGCAGGGCUAACCUGGAGGGCAGGGCUCUG